Molecule: messenger RNA, 11047 nt
Organism: Porites lobata
Lineage: Eukaryota; Metazoa; Cnidaria; Anthozoa; Scleractinia; Poritidae
Source: the annotation of a GenBank genome assembly
UUGUAGUUAUCUACGACGUUGAAAUUUUCCUGCUGGUUUAGAAGCCUCUAAAUCAAGUAACUGCUGACUACUUUUUCACAGCAAUCGAAGCCAGUUCUUACAGUUCUUACUACGAAUCGAUCGUCUGCAGUCUGCAAGAGUACUGGCGCUCGAUCAAGGUGAUAUUUUGACAGCUGUAUUCUCAUCAUGGAGUUUGAAUUCGUCAUGUAUCCAAAGCUGAUUCAUCUAGUGAGUUCGAUCUGGUAGCAAAUGCGAGAGUACCACAAAGAUUUGAAUGUUAUAUAAAUACCAACGGUGAUAAGAAAGUGUGGCGCGUGUGUUCCAUCACUGAACCGUAAAUCCCGCAAAUCUUAUGAGAGUUUGCAGCAAGUGUAGAAGCUUCAACAGAUGAGAUGUGCGUAGUGUCACAGCGUUGCCUUACAUUAUCUGCUUUAUAUUUGACAUUUUUGCUGAUUGCUUCGCGACUUAAUGUUGCUUCGGCACAAAACUCAACUUCUCAGCCGCGUGGCUCUGUUCCAAAUUUUCUCUGCCCUUCUGGGUUUCACUGUUUUAACAACACAGUUAGAACGGUUACCAUUGAAUGGGGACAUAAUGGACACAUAUGUGAUGGACAGUUUGAAGAAGAAUGUUAUGGUGAAAAAGAUCCCUUUGGGUUCGUCAGGGGUCCCAGACAGCAACCUCAAACUGUUGUACAGGGGGAUAAAGUGAUAUUUAAGCCCGAAAUGAUUACUUUUAGAGUGCGAAAUGUUACAAAAAAUGCUUAUGACAACUGCAUCUUGAACACUGGUCAGUUAGUCAAUAAUGCAACUUCCACAUCAUUUGAAGUUCCAUCAAAGUUUUUAAACCCAGUGGGAGUCAAGUAUUUUAUUGAUGAUAAUCCCUCACUUUUCAGUUGUAAUUUUGGCAUAAAACUAGAAAUGUAUGUACGCAGCCGUCAGCAGCCAUACUGCAUCAACUCAGCAAUGCCUCAGUCAGGUGUCUGUAGUGGUAUGGGACUUUGUGCCAGUAAUGCAAGUAAGUUUUUUACACGGAACUAUACAUGCUUGUGUCCCAAUUCAUAUCUAGGAAAUUAUUGUGAAGAACUUGACAGCUGUCACUCAAGCAGAAAUCCCUGUAAGAAUGGUGCGACUUGUAGAGACAUAACAGAUGGUCUUGCUGAUAGUUUUAAUUGUACUUGCCUGCCUGGAUAUACUGGGAAUCUAUGUGACACAAAUAUCAAUGAAUGUGCUUCACAACCCUGUCAAAAUAAGGGAUUCUGUGUAGAUUACAUUAAUCGUUAUACAUGUUUGUGUGAGCCAGAUACUGAAGGAGUCAACUGUGAAACUGUUAUUUUUAACAUGUGCUCAUUACAACCAUGUAAAAAUGGUGGAACAUGUGAAAGGUCAGGAGAAAAAAGACAAAACUAUACGUGCACAUGUCCACCAAGUUUCACUGGGCGAAACUGCACUGUAAACAUUACAUCCUCUUCAAUUCCGUUUUCCUCAAGGACGCCAUUUCAAACAAGUAUGCUACUGUCAACAACACUGGUAGUGAAUUCCAGCUCAGUUAGACAAGAUGUUUCUUCUUCAUUUAGUUUUACAUCUACGGUAUUGACAUCUUCGCUAGUAGAUCGUUCAUUAACCCAAACAAUAGCAAGCACACCAGAGUUGGCCACAUCAACUCCAUUGCAGUCACACAAAACUUUCUCAGCAUCUCUGUCUUCACAGCAGUCAGUUUUACCAACAAUCAAUACAAGUCUUUUAUUGGUGUCAACAUCACCAGUGGAACUCUCAUCUACGUCACUAACAAAAUUCAGUUCUUCAUCGACAAUCAAUACAAGUCAUUUAUCAGCAUCAACAUCACCAGUAGAAGCCUUAUCUAGCUCGCUAACAAAAUUCAGUUCCUCAUCAACCAUCGAUACAAGUCUUUUAUCAGUGUCGACACCACCAGUAGAAGCCUCAUCUAGCUCACUAAUAAAAUUCAGUUCCUCAUCGACCAUCAAUACAAGUCUUUUAUCAGUGGGGACAUCACCAGUAGAAGCCUCAUCUAGCUCACUAAUAAAAUUCAGUUCCUCAUCGACCAUCAAUACAAGUCUUUUAUCAGUGGCGACAUCACCAGUAGAAGCCUCAUCUAGCUCGCUAACAACAUUCAGUUCUUUAGUGAAAGUGGUCUCAUCAUCAGCUACCCCAUUUUCCUCUUCUCCACUUGUUCCAUCAUCAACACAAGUAGUUUUUGAAAGUUCUUCUGCAUCAGCUUCCCAAAAUAGAAGUUUAAAUGUGGUUUCUGGGACAACUUCAGUUUUGUUUAGUUUAUCAUCAUCAGCAAGUUCAACAAUCAAGUCAUCUUCAUCAUCUCAAGCAAUAAGUCCCAGCUUACCAACAUCAAUCUAUUCAUCAGUUACACCUGCAUCAUCACCAGCUGCAAUGUCAACUGUCAUCCAAUCAUCCAGUAUAUUAUUUUCAAGGCUACCAUUUUCUUCUGCAGUUAUCACCACAUCUAAGAUUUCAACUGGUACUUUGCCAACAUUCCUCGCCUCAUCAGCCACUGUUUUAAGCAAAUCUACUUCUUCAAUCACAACCACGGUGCCAUUGUCGACCACUGUGUUUUAUACUUCAACUAUGACACUCUCUCCUUCAAGAAGUACAGUUAUUGUUUUGUCUUCUGUGUGGCCAACAUCAUCACCUUCCCCAACCUUACCACCCUUAAACCAAACCUGCCUUCACAAUCCCUGUAUGAACAAUGGCACAUGUUAUGAUGAACCAUACUCAAGCUAUAAAUUCCGCUGUGAAUGUCCUUACCCCACUGUUGGACCAAAAUGCAAUAGUAUACAAGGUUAGUAGAGUAUAUAAGUUCCACUGACAGCAUUCACAUAGUAUGCUUCCCCAGUUUGGAAGUUGGUAGACUUCAACUUUGGCGUAAGAAAUAAUUUAUUUCAGACAAAAUUUUCUCGUCCAGGAACAUGUAACAGGUAAUAACAUAUUUUUAAACCCUUUUUUGGAGAUUAAGGUGGAAUGUUGUGCAUUAGAUCAUAUAUUUAAAUGCUAUUUUGCACCUUAUAAAUGAUAAAUUAUUAUUACUAUUAUUAUUAUUAUUAUUAUUAUGUUAAUUUAAUUAAAGUUAAAGAGAAAUAAAUGGUCCAUAGCAUUAGUAAACCCUGUCUAAGUUUAAAAUUUUACCCUGAUUCAAUAACGCUUACCUGCCUUUGACGACUUUAUGUACCCUGGUAGCUUUUUUGGUCUUUGUGCAUUCACACCUUCCAAAUGUUUCAACAGUGUAUCAGGGACUUAUUAACAGUUUCACAAGUCAUGUAUCUCUUAAAUUCUGUUUUUUUAAAUUUUUUUUCAGAGAAUGGUGAUCUUCACUUCCCAGGCUUCAGACAGGGUUCGUUCUUGGAACACAAGAGCAUCUCGUUUAAUAACGAACUUAACACCAUAGAUGUUACAUUUCAGACCAAUGCUACUGAGGGGCUUAUACUUUUUGCUGCCGAUCACAAAGAACGUGGAGAUUUUAUUCAAUUGAGUGUUGUUGGUGGUAAACUGGAAUUUCGAUUUGAUCCUGGAGACAGCUUGGUGUUUAUCAGGAGUGAUCAAAAUGUUAACACUGGAGAGACCAUCACAGCGACAGCCACGUACGUGUAACAUUAUAAAUAUAUCAUACUUAAUUUACAGCCUUACUGCUCCUUAGUUAUCUUUUAAAUAAUUAUUAUAAUACCAUAAUAGUCAACAGUUUAGCUUUAAGUUUUCAAAGUUGGUGUAAUGGCCAAGUUUUUCCUGUGAGAUAGCUGCAUGAAAAGUGCCCGCACUUUUGGUGCCUAAAAAGUGUGAAGAAUGAGCCCAUUAUGUACUGAGCCACUUACCAACCAUUUGUUUAAUUAACUUCACCUGGCGUAAUUAAACAAGCUUCAUGUUCGGUCCAUGGCUGUAUAUACAGUAAUGGUUCAUUCUUCUCUUUCACUUUUAUGCACUGAGAAUGCGGGCACUUUUCAUCCAGCCACCUAAAAGUAUUAAGAAAUAGUAUUAAGACCAAAUCUAUUAUGUAAACACCAAAGAAAUGCCUGUUGAGCUUUUCCACGAAAACGUGAUAUCUUCCCAUGUGAAAAGGUUGUGGUUGCUAUGGUGACACAAUAAAUUUUACCUUAAGCUGCAAAACAUUUUAAUAUAAAAAAUGGUUUGGUGGUUUGGCAUUUAAUAUUAUAUUUACAUGUACAUGACCACCUGGAGAUACAAAAUUUCUCUUCUCAUGUUGUCAAGCAUUCAACUUGUUUGGUGCCCUAACUCAUUAAAUUUUUUUUUAACUCUUGAAGAGAAACUCCACAUGUCCAUGGUCUCUUUCUCACACAACAACAGAUUGUUCUCACCAUUUAUUCAUGCCUAGUUGGUCAGUCUUUAGUUGAUAAUUCUCUAAAUAACCAUCAGAUGCUAUUUUGUUCUUGAUGUAGCUAUGUAACAAGAGCAGAUCCCCCUUUUGGAACACUUCAAAUUGGUAAUGGAGCACAGCUGAAAGGUGAAGUUAAAGGGAAGUUAAAAGGAAUACAGUUGUAUGACAGCUGGUAUGUAGGAGGUGUUCCUCUUGGAUUCAGUAUGCUUAAUAAAACAAAAGGUAAUGCUGCUCCAGUGCCAUCAUUUGUGGGAGCUAUCAAAGAUGUACAAGUUAAUAAAGAGGCAAUUAAUUUAGCAGGUAGGUCAUUGAUGGAUUAAAGGUCAUGGUUCAAUAAUUUAUUCAUCCUCUGUUGUUUUUAUCUUGGUCAUUGUUGGCGAAAAAAAUAUUCCUGAACACCAACAAUUUGUUGAAAGAAACGCAGAACUUUCGGAACCCAUCAGGAUCCCUUCAUCACUGAUCGAUGAUGCUGCUGUUAUUCAUUUUGAUGAGGCUGCAACAUUGUUCCAUAAAUUGGGGGAAGAGUCAUUGUUGUUUUUUACUGUUUGUAUGUUUGUGUGUUUUUUUUUUCAGUUUUUGCAUGGCACGCAGCGUUUCUUUCUUUAAUAGACCAGUUGCUCUUGCUACCAAGGCUGAGGGGAAUAAAGCAAAAGAAAUAAAAAAUACAUUUUUCGGGGUAAAUUAUGGUUUUAUAAUAUUUUUUAUUAGAUGCAACAAACUGGUUCAAUAUCAAUGAAGGUGAUAUGCCACCCUGUGAGAGAAUGCCAUGUCAGAACAAUGGAGUGUGUAUCCCACAUGAAGAUAAUGUGCAUGCUUACAGCUGUAAUUGCACAAAAGGAUACACUGGAGAGAACUGUGAGACUCAUUCUGCUUGUGAAUCUGAAAACUGUAAUGGAGGAGAAUGCAUAGCAAAGGACUCCAAUCCUAAAGCAUUCAUUUGUCUUUGUCCUUUGGGCAGAGUUGGAGUCCAGUGUGAAACAGGUACAUGUAGGCUGUCACUGUUAAUUAAAUAUCCAGCAUACUGAUCUGGUGAGUGUAGUCCUGAAUAGGACUGGUGUUUUUAAUGAUUGGCGUGUCACUGACUACUCAGUAGUCAUCAUCAGGGUCAAAUUGGGUUGUCUAACAUUUGAUGGUAAUAAGCUCUUGUUAUUUGCAACCUGAUUGGUAGAAAAUAACUUGCAUGUUAUUGGUUGUCUUGUCAGUUUAGCUGAUAUCAUUGGCUGCUGUGGAGACCCUAAAAUAAUGAGUGUUGUAUUUCAGGUUGUCUUCUAAUAUAUUACAGUUGAUCAUUGUGGCAAUAAAUUAUUAGUCAGGUUUUCUCAGUUUUUUUUUUCAGUCAAUAAAUAAUUUGUAAGGAACUGGUAAUGGCCUUUUUUCAGAACUUUCCAAUGUUGAUUUGACUCAUUUUACAUUUGUGAUUAUUUUUCUAACCAAUGCGCUUUUUAUUUUCAGUCAUCAGCAUUUCAGUUCCAUUGUUCACCAUUGUCCAAAGUUUCCCAUCAUUUUUGGAGUACCCAGUCCCCAAGGAUGCAGUUCGAAGCUUUCAUGUGACGUUUCUGUUCCGAGUAGAUGAUUCAUCACCAUCUUGGAAUGACAGCUUGUUGGUUUACAGUGCACAAAAUAAAUUUGAAGGUAGCGGAGAUGAUUUCUUUGCCAUUGGACUGAAAAACAACAUGGUCUUACUGCAGUACAACCUUGGUAGUGGAAUUGCACGUAUUUCUAGUGAGCCCCUUAACACAGCUAAAGAUUGGCAUUUGGUGGUAGCAGGGCGUGAUGAUCGUGAUGGCUACCUUUAUGUUGAUGAUCAGUCACGCAAAGAGGGCAGGUCUGUUGGCCCCCUCGUCGGACUCAACUUGUUUGAGCCACUUUAUAUUGGUGGUGUCCCAGAUAUACGGCAGCUGCCAAGUGUUCUUGACUUCAAAAGUGGAGGAUUUCACGGUGCCAUUUAUGAUGUAGCCAUUAAGUUUUCUCUUAAAACACCUUUCAUCCAGUUAUCAACUCAGGGUGCCUCCAAUGCGUGGGCUGUAGUCAGAGGGAGAAAUGUUGGAAAUGAAAGUUAUGAUGAAUGUACAGUACCUAGUAACACACCGUGCAUGAAUGGAGGCAACUGUACUCGUGAAGGAGCCACAUUCUUAUGUUCUUGUCCCCAAGACUGGGCAGGUCUUUACUGCAACACUCAGCUUAUUCCCUGUUAUAGUUACAACCCUUGUGUUACUGGUACAUGCCGUCCUGAUGGUUCAACCAUCAAGUGUGACUGUCCGCUGGGAAAAACAGGGCAGUACUGUGAUCAAGGUUAGUUGAUGUGUGUAUUAUUAUUGAGAUCCUUAAAUGUUGGCUGUGAUAUUGUUACCCUGUGUAGUUGAUGUGUGUAUUAUUAUUGAGAUCCUUAAAUGUUGGCUGUGAUAUUGUUACCCUGUGUGACUGGCUCUUAAUGUAAGACAAGAAAUAGAUGUGCUGUGUUGAGUUGUGUGCCAAAUUUAUGCCACUCUUUCUUCUCAACAAAUCAACAACAGUUUUUCAUCAUCUAUACUCCCUCUAUAUCUUGGAAAAUAAUAUAUAAAAAAAUGACGAUCGGUUAGUGCGUAAAACUCCGAGUUACAACUCCAUUAUAACGUCUAUCCUUUUUUUAUGUCGAAAAUAUAAACAUUCAAAAUUGAAGAACAAGACUUACAGAGAAUUAUAAUAUGUAUUCAUCAUCGUUAUCAUCUUUUUGAAAGCCUCAGAAUCUUACUUCUUUUAUUCACAGGAAAAAAAGCACAAGUUUUGUUUUUGACAAUUCUCUUGAUAUGUCAUAUUGAGUUUGUUUUUCUGCCGGUAUUUAUUUUGUAGAUAUAACAAUACAAACACCGCUGUUCCAGAAUUUUUCAUACAUGAUGUUUACCAAGACAAAUGUCAGAUCAUCAAUGCAGAUCAGCAUCAGAUUUAAACCAGCAGUAAGGAAUGGCAUCCUGUUUUAUGUUGCACAUGAUGAGCAGAGUAUAACAGGAGAUUUCCUCUCCAUCUAUUUACACAAUGGGUAAGAAGAACACUCUGUCAAUUACUGAGACAUGAUUCAACUGCCCUUUUACUUUGCUUAUUGAAACAUUCUUUUAAACUCUAAGUUGGCCUUGCAAGGGUCUUGGGUGGAAUCAAACCAGGGUGCUUAUACAUGUAUAUGCAUGUGGGCUAAAACGGUUUAGUGUUCAGUAAUGUGCUAGUAAAACAGUGAAGUAACAAAAGACGUUUUUUUCACAUUGUACAGUUGACUCUCAGUAUCUCGAACUCCUGAUUGCUAGAAUUUCCGUCAAUCCUAAGUUUUCAAUUUCCAUUAAAUGUCUUAGUUAUUGGAAGUAAACUCUAUGGGCCAGUUAAACAGUCGAGUUUAGGCGGACUUUAACAAAACUGAGUACUAAGCCAUUACUAGUUUGCCCGUGACACUUCUAUCUAAACACCAUUUCCUGCAAACAAUUUGAAUAAAUUAUAGCAGAUACUAUAGUGUAGACUGGAAAGACCGACUGGAAAGACCGACUAAAAAGAGAUCUUUAGGUUCUAUGAUUUCUUAAAGAACGGUCCAAUUUAGACUUCUUUUAACUAACCGACGCUCAGUGUCUUGAAAAAGUAGAAUCUUUUUUCCGUCCUUUUUUUUUGUAAGUUGUGGGCUUGUUUAAAGGCAGAACUUUAAAGUAUUGAUGAAGUUUUUUUUUGUUCGUUUACCUACAUGUACUGAAUAUAAAGGUGUCUAUAUUGCCCUUUGCCGCAUCUCUAUUAAGUACGUCUGAACUGUAAAAAUCUGAUCCAAACCUGGAAAAAAAAAGUCGUGGCCUUAUCGACAGUAUUCAGGACAUUUGAUUGAUUCAGAUUCUUGUGAAUUCUUUUUUUGUUAGAUUUGUCAAGUUGAGGUAUGAUCUCGGCAAAGGAGUUGGUGAAGCCAAGAGUAACUCAACAGUAAUCCUUGACAUGUGGCACAGUGUAACAGUGAGUCGAAAUGCUAAGAACGCAUCUCUGAGUCUGGAUGGGAACCCACCUGUGAGUGUUGUAUCUCCAGGAACUGCUGUGGCUCUUGAUGUUAAUUCCAAUUUCUUUCUGGGCGGGGUACGCAAGUUAUCCACUGUCAAUCCUAAUGCUGUUGAUAAUGAUCCUGCUUCAAUACAGGAUUUUUCCGGCUGCAUUAAUCAGUUGGAGGUAUGUGUGAUUACUUUGCAGUCUCUUUAUUUAUGGUAGCCUGUUCCAGGCUCCAAGAUAUUAGUGCGGUCAUACCCCUUCCCCAGAUCGUGGGCGUCUUAUUUUCGCGUGGCUUGUUUUAUUCUCGCACUGUCGGUCCCUACUUGCCUUAUUAACUUGCCUUACUUGCCAACUUGCCUAGUCCCUGUACAGCGUUUUCCCAGUCCCUCUCGGUCAAUUCACCUCGGUGACGUAUCCGAGGCGAACGAGCUGGAAAUGCCUAGACAAAAACAGAAAUAUUUUCGCUUGGACCACGUGACCCGAAACGCUUUGGCCGCGCGGAAUAAUGAGGCCUAGGAACUAGGUAAGGUCCUUACUAUCUGAGAGGCUGGCACAGGCUUUAUUUAUGGGUAAAUAGUAUUUAUAGUAUUUGUUUUUGUUUUAACAAAAAGGAGCUUAAGCAAUGACGACGGCGACGGCAAACUUCCUUGGAGUUAAAUUCUAAAGGUAUCCUCAUUAUUCGGGAAAAGAAAAAGAAAAUUGUUGUUUUGUUUUCCCGUCCUCGACAAAACGUCAGAAUGUGAAAUUAGGCAUUUUCACGUCGUAGUCGUGCAACGACGGCAAAGAAAUGUACAAAAAAGCGUGAUGUCGUGCAAAGUUGUUAUUUUACCAAUCGAAACCUAUUGGUUUAUUGCCAUUCUCGUUGCCGUCGCUGUCGCCGUUGCUUAAGUUUCCUGUUACCAUAGUAAUCAUUGCAGGUCAUCAACUAGCAGUGACAUUGUUCUUUCCCUUCUCCGCUGAAUCAACUGUCAAAAUUAAUGUCAAUUUUCUAUCGUCCUCUUUAGGUCAAUGGUAUCUUGUACUUUCAGUCCAACACCAGAGCCUUGGAAGGAAGAAACAUAGCAAACUGUCCACCAGAGUCAGCAGCUUAAGAAGAGGAGCCAUCAGCUAUUUUUACACGUUAAGAAACUAUUAUUUAACUCAUGGCAAACAAUAGUGUUGUAUUAUUUACAUAAAACUUGAAGCCCGAAUUAAUUUAUAAAUUAGUUUUAAAUGAAAGGCCAGUUGCUUUUAUCAGUGCUGCAAUUGAUUACUGCUAGCAUUAGAUAUAAGGCAACAAUAUCAAAUGUAACAAGGUACUGAGUCACUUACAGGCUUUGUUGUUUUAUAUUAUUCUUUAAACUUUUCUUUGGUUUUAUUUUACUUUUGUAUUUAAGUGACGAUCACCGCAUAGCAAGCAAUGUCAUAGACUUGUACUGACAUUUGUCCCAUGGGACGCCUAAAAGACCUUGACUAGUUUUAAAUUUCGAGUUUUAGAUAUUUUUUAAUUUCCACUGUAAGCUUUUUUCACUUUUUGUUAAUUACGUAAUUACUUAAUUAAUCAACAUGGUUAAUUUUUGUGGGCCCCACUGAAAACCGCCAAGGCGAGUUGGGCUCCCUCUUUAAAUACUAUUAAUUAUUGUUAUUAUUAUUAUUAUUAAUUUUUUCUGUCACUGCAGCCUGUCCAUAAGUCAGAGAUUACUGCUUGUGCCCUCUGAAAGUAGCAUGAAUGUCAAGAGUUAGCAGGGAAUUGGGAACCAGCACUAAAAACGCACCAUAUACAUUUUAAAAAUUCCUUUCGCUUCCUCGUCUUUCUAUCACCUCAGCCCAGAUAGCAAGGAUUAACUAUGAUCUUUCAGCCAGAAACAAAUACAUGUAGAUUGAAAGGAAGUUUGUAAAUAAAUCAGAGUAACUAUCUUGAGACAAUAGAACCUCUAUUAACCGGACUCAGACAUCUUUGAUACCCUCACAUGUAGCAGUGAUCGCUGAAAAAAGGUCUUGACUCGCUCAUGCUCGUUUACAUAGCAGGGUGUCUUAAUAUGAGUGCGCUUAUGAAUUAAUAUACGCUUACUGUGAUCAGCGACAACUUUUGUACAGAUAAUCAAGGUGGUGAUUUAUAGUUUUAUAGUGUAUUUUUAUGAUAAUUAACUAGCUUUCAUGAGUUUACUGUAAGCGCUUCUAGUCGUUUCCGAUAUACAAUUUUUUUUAUAUUGCCCUUAAGCUUGCUCAUUACAAGAGAGUGUUGGAGAUCAAGUCACACCCACUGUGUGAAAUGGCUACUAUUUUGCCCUCAUUUUGCUUUCUACUCAGUGAUUAAAAAGUAGAAGUCAUGAUAAGCAGAAGAAAUCUCAAGUAUUACGGUUGAGUGAUCUAUAUUGAUUUACAGGAAAAAGGCUUUUUUUCAUUACGUUUAAAAUAAUAAUCAUUGAUGAAAAUAGAUGAUGUAAAUGAUAUCAAUAGAAAUGUAUUAAUAUAAUGUAUUUUGUAUUGGGGAUGGACCUUUUGCCGUCGUACCUAUAGUGACGUUACAGUGCUGCUGUUGCUGUGAUAACCUACCCAUAUUUUUGUGGUUUUACAUGGCCAAAAUUAAAUCUCACGAACGCGCGGUUGCAGCGGACACUUACAAAAAUUACAACAGUUCUUUAGAACAGACCAUUGCGUGACAUCCUGAAUGUAAGUGGCACGAAGUUUGAUGUGCGAGAUUUCUGGUCAUGAGAUAUAGCUAGCAGAC